AUGUUCUUCUCACAACCGCCACACCUCGCCAAGGCGGAGGAGCUGAAGCAGGCUCCCCCAAAGGGCACCCCGUAUGCCGUGGCCAUCCCCGGGACUGAGCAGCCUGGCCGCACUCGAGUAUACCGGGCAUGGAAUGCGCAGAAGGAGCUGUUGACCACGUUGGAUCCCCAGGUGAUCACCGCGCAUGACAUGUUCGAGUCCUCGGCCAACCGCCACCCCAACAGCGACUGCGUCGGCUGGCGCCCAUUCAACCCAGUCACCAAGACCUUUGAUGGCUAUCAGUGGCUCACAUACGGGCAGGUCCAGAAGCGCCGCGCUGCAUUCGGUGCUGGUCUGGUUGAGCUGCACAACAAGCACGGAUGUCACCGUCCUGGCCAGUAUGGUAUUGGUCUCUGGUGCCAGAACCGCCCGGAGUGGCAGAUCACUGAUCUGGCCUGCAUCUCCCAGGGUCUCUACUCAGUCUCCAUCUACGAUGUGCUCGCCCCAGACGCGACCGAGUAUAUCAUUAACCACGCCGAGCUGAACUGUGUUGUUACCUCUCUCCCGCAUAUCCCUACCCUUCUAAAGCUCAAGAAUGCCCUGCCCAACCUCAAGAUGAUUGUCAGUCUUGACCCUCUCGAUGCGGGUGAGCAGGAUGGUCACUCCAAGCGUGCCCUGUUAGAGUCGAUGGCCGCUGGCCAGGACUUGUCGAUUUAUACUAUUGAUCAGGUCGAGGCUUUGGGAGAGGCUUCGAAGCGUGGAUACAAUCCUCCUUCUCCUUCGGACAUUGUCACCAUCAACUAUACCUCUGGCACUACUGGCCCUCCCAAGGGUGUCGUUCUGACCCACAAGAACGCCGUGGCUGCUUCCUCUGCCGGUUUCGUCACCCUCGGCCAGUCCAACAAUGACACCAUAUGCUCUUACCUUCCUCUUGCUCAUAUUUACGCCCGUCUUUCCGAGCACAUUGCCUUCUGGGGUGGCGCUCGGAUUGGCUACUUCCACGGCAACAUUGUGGAGCUGGUCGAUGAUCUGAAGCUGCUGAGGCCCACUGGCUUCAUAUCCGUGCCCCGUCUGUACAACCGCUUCGGUACUGCGGUGCGAGCUGCCACCGUCGAGGCUCCUGGCUUCAAGGGUGCCCUGUCGCGUCACAUCGUUGCCGCCAAGACGGCCAACCUGAAGAACCCCGACCCCUCCAAGGCCACCGGCAAGCAUGCCAUCUACGACCGUAUCUGGGCCAAGAAGGUCGCCGCCGCUCUCGGUCUCGAGCGUUCCCGCUACAUGAUCUCCGGCUCUGCUCCUCUUGACCCUACCCUGCACAACUUCCUGCGUAUUGCCACUGGUGCCGAUGUCCUGCAGGGCUACGGUCUGACCGAGUCGUAUGCCUGCGGUACCGCCCAGUCUACUGAUGAUCUCACCGCUGGUAACUGCGGUAGCCUCGCCUCCUGCACGGAAGUCUGCCUCGUCUCCCUGCCUGAUAUGGAGUACUCGGUUGAUGACAAGCCCUACCCCCGUGGUGAGCUGCUCAUGCGUGGUAACAACAUGUUCAGCGAGUACUUCAAGAAUCCCGAGGAGACCUCCAAGGCCAUGACCGAGGACGGGUGGUUCCGCACUGGCGAUGUGUGCCAGAUCGACGAGAUGGGCCGCAUCAUCAUCAUCGACCGCCGCAAGAACGUGCUCAAGCUCGCACAGGGCGAGUACAUCUCGCCCGAGCGCCUGGAGGGUGUGUUCAUGUCCGAGCUGGGCUAUCUGGCCCAGGCGUACGUGCACGGUGACAGCAUGCAGACCUUCCUGGUGGGUAUCUUCGGUGUUGCGCCCGACCUGUUCGCUCCGUUCGCCAGCAAGGUUCUAGGCCGUCCUAUCGGCGCGACCGACUUGGAUGCGAUCAAGGAGGCGCUGUCGGAUGACAAGAUCCGCCGCGCUGUGCUGCGUGAUCUUGAGCGUGUCGCUAAGAAGCAUAAGCUCGCUGGCUAUGAGCGCGUGCGCAACGUCUCUUUGAAGUUGGAGCCGUUCACUGUCGAGAACAACCUGCUUACCCCGACUCUCAAACUCAAGCGCCCCCCUACCGUCAAGGUCUUCCGCCAGCUCUUGGACAAGCUGUACGAACAGGCUCUGGAGGAGCAGUCUGCGCCGCGCGCCAAGCUGUAG
This is a messenger RNA of Penicillium daleae, 2124 nucleotides long. Its product is annotated as putative AMP-binding enzyme. Gene Ontology annotation, biological process: long-chain fatty acid metabolic process. The transcript has 4 exons. NCBI's taxonomy places the organism in Eukaryota, Fungi, Ascomycota, Eurotiomycetes, Eurotiales, Aspergillaceae. The record is from RefSeq and is a predicted model, not a curated record. Bases 1 to 2124 code for a protein of 707 amino acids. Gene Ontology annotation, molecular function: long-chain fatty acid-CoA ligase activity. Gene Ontology annotation, cellular component: membrane; endoplasmic reticulum.